Messenger RNA from Rotaria socialis, 1764 nucleotides. The record is from the annotation of a GenBank genome assembly. NCBI's taxonomy places the organism in Eukaryota, Metazoa, Rotifera, Eurotatoria, Philodinida, Philodinidae.
AUGGCAACCAGAGAUUCAAGUGCCAAAUUACAUUGUGAGCCAUUGCGGGAGUACUGCUCGUUUUCUAAUGUUAAAUCAGUGGUUCGUGGCUUUGUUUAUGAAUAUGAAACGCCAAAAAUUGUUACAAUACAUUCAAUUUCAAUUGCUCUUAUGUGUCGUCUUAUUCAAUUACUUAUUUUAAUAUACGGUGUCAUAUAUUUAAUGAUACAUAAGAAAGGUUACCAAGAGACCGAUACCUCAAUUAUUUCAUCGAUUACAUUAAAAGUGAAAGGUAUUGGCUAUAAUCAAACAGGACAAAAUAAAACUUUAGUUAUCGAUGGUGCAGAUUAUAUUGUUCCACCACAAGAGAAUAAUGCAUUAUUUUUAAUGACAAAUUUUAUUCGUACUGAUCAAGAACAUGGAAAAUGUCCUGAAUCACCCGAUGAGAAAAUGUCUAGUUGUACAGAUAAUGAUUAUUGCUUAGCUAAUCAAAAUUUUCAAAAGGCUAAUGGAAAAUGGACUGGGAUUUGUUUAAUAAAAAAUAAUUCGUUCGUAAACGCUUCUGAAACUAGGCAAGGUAGAUGUGAACUUGAAGGUUGGUGUCCAGUUGAAAAUGAUCGUAAUAUACCAUUUCCAAUUCGCGAUGCAUUAAACUUUACUAUAUUCGUUAAAAAUUUUAUCGAAUUUCCACGUUUUAAAGUGAUUAGAAAAAAUAUUCAAGAAGAUGCAGCCUAUUUGAAACGGUGUCACUAUGACCAGGGCGAGCAUAAAGGAUGUCCAAUAUUUCGUGUUGGUACUUUACUUGAUAUUGUUGAAUCAGAUCCAUUCGAACAAUUAAAAAUGUUACAAUUAGGUGGUGUUAUACGUCUUAAAAUACAUUGGAAUUGUAAUUUAGAUAAAUCAUUAAAUCUUUGUAAGCCUGAAUAUUCAUUUGGACGACUAGAUGGUCCAUAUAAAGAACAAUCAUUUUCACAUGGAUUUAAUUUUCGGUUUGCAUCACAUUGGAAACAUCACAAUCGAUCAUAUCGAACAUUAACUAAGGCAUAUGGUCUCCGUUUCAUUAUUUCUGUUAGUGGUCUAGCUGGUCGUUUUGACGUAAUAACAUUAACAUUAAAUAUUGGUUCGUUGAUUGGUAUUCUCGGGCUAGCAACAUUUAUAUGUGACAUAGUUGCUUUAUAUGUUCAUCGUCAAUCAGAUGUAUAUCGUCAGCAGAAAUUUCAAGAUGUUGAUUUACAUUUUCAACAAAUAGAAAGUUUGAAAACUCUUCCAACAGAUAGUUCAACAGAACAAACAAGACGAAGAUAUCUUAAUCAUAUUGACGACACUGUAUUAAAUAAUCAUACAGCAGAUAAUGGCGACGCAACACAGAAUGUCGAAACUGCAUCAAAAACAGAAUUUCAACUAGAAGAAGUUAAUCAGCGUAGUUUAUAUGAUAAUUUACAGCCAACACCAAAACAAAUAAGUCAACAGUCAACACCACAAGGUGCUUUUAUAAAUAUUCAACGACCAAAAUCAGGCUCAACAUCUUCAAAUGGAAGUUCAUUACUAUCAUCUAUAAAACAAAAAUAUGCAACAAGACGAUCACAAUUACCACAUUUAUCGAGUGAAGAAAAUCAAUUAUAUGAUAAAUCCAAUAUAUUUUUUGUCGAUGAAGAUACUCCAGAAUUGAAUGAGAGAAACGAGUUACGCGGACGAUCUGAUGAGAAUAAGCAGCUUAGUAAUAGUUCAUCAACUAAUCAUGGAUUAUCUGUUAGACCAACUUCAACAGUUGAAACACUUUUAUAG